Molecule: messenger RNA, 442 nt
Organism: Cyanistes caeruleus (blue tit)
Lineage: Eukaryota; Metazoa; Chordata; Aves; Passeriformes; Paridae
Source: RefSeq, a predicted model, not a curated record
GGAGGGAGAGGAGGAAGGGAGGAAGCGCAACCGAGCCUCGUGGAUUGACCCGCCCGAGGAGGAUUACUCCACGCAGCUGACCCAGGCCGAGGUGGAGAGCUGCAUGAAGAAGUACGAGGACACCUUCCAGGACUACCAGGAGAUGUUCAUCCAGUUUGGCUACGUGGUGCUCUUCUCCUCGGCCUUCCCGCUGGCCGCCAUGUGCGCCCUGGUCAACAACGUCAUCGAGAUCCGCAGCGACGCCUUCAAGCUCUGCACGGGGCUGCAGAGACCCUUCGGCCAGCGCGUGGAGAGCAUCGGCCAGUGGCAGAAGGUGAUGGAGGCCAUGGGUGUCCUGGCCAUCGUGGUCAACUGUUACCUGAUCGCGCAGUGCGGGCAGCUGCAGCGGCUCUUCCCCUGGCUCAGCCCCGAGGGGGCCAUCGUGUCCGUGGUGGUGCUGGAG